GCCACUGAAGCAGUACACAACAGAAACCGUAGUAAAGUGAUCGCGAAUUCCGGGCUGUCCGAGAAUCGUGUAUAGAGAGAAAAGGCAAGGAUAGAAAACCAUACAGCAGGAUCGCGUAUCUCGAAAAGCGUGAAGCAAAUCGUCUGGCAGUAUUGUGUACCAUCGAAUCGUAUAAUCGAGCCAGAUACUUGAAAAAAUCCUCCACAGUGACGAAGGAUAGAACCCAACGAUCGUGAUUUUCUUCACCUAUACCUACGUAUCGUUUAUCGGUAUUUUUGGCUGUGCAGGGCUCCUCACUGAACCCGGUGUGGUGCAUCGUCGUCGCAAUUCUCUUCGUCUUCGUCGUCGUUGUCGUCGUCGUCGUCGUAAAAAUGUCUUCAUCGCAAACGCUGCUGUGAUCUUAGGACCUUUUUUGGUCUUUAUGAUAUACUGAAUAUGGAACGAUUUGGCCACCGAUCGUUUUUUGUUACUAAGGCCCUUCUUCUUCACAUUUUCAAAGUGUACUGCCGACACACCAAGCCAAAAAUCGUAUUGCAAUUCGCGCAAUAAGGGAAUUACAGCCGGCAAAAUGAGAAAAUCACGAUAUUGCGCAGCUGUGAAAUGUUGACGAUGGCUUUAACAUACUCCAAAUCAUGAACAUCAAUGCCGUACUGCUAACAAUAAUCACGCAAAUUGUUUUUAUCUGGCCAACAUGUAACAGCUCCGACGACGAAGAACGAUUAGUUCGAGAUUUAUUUCGCGGUUAUAACAAAUUAAUACGACCAGUUCAAAACAUGACGCAAAAGGUUGACGUUAGAUUUGGAUUAGCAUUCGUACAACUUAUCAAUGUUAACGAAAAAAAUCAAAUUAUGAAGUCAAACGUAUGGCUGAGACUGACUUGGAGCGAUUACCAAUUACAAUGGGAUGAGGCUGAUUACGGCGGAAUACAGAUUUUAAGGCUGCCUCCAGAUAAAGUUUGGCGACCAGACAUCGUAUUAUUUAAUAAUGCUGAUGGAAACUACGAAGUUAGAUACAAAUCGAACGUAUUAAUUAGGUCAAACGGAGAAGUACUUUGGGUUCCUCCAGCUAUCUAUCAAAGUUCCUGUACCAUAGACGUAACAUAUUUCCCAUUCGAUCAACAAACGUGCAUUAUGAAAUUCGGCUCGUGGACGUUUAACGGCGAUCAAGUAUCUCUGGCGUUGUACAACGAUAAACACUACGUCGAUUUAUCGGAUUACUGGAAAUCCGGCACGUGGGAUAUAAUCGAAGUGCCGGCGUACUUGAACCGAUAUCCGGGCAUACCGAGCGAGACGGACAUCACGUUUUACAUAAUAAUUAGAAGGAAAACCUUAUUUUACACGGUCAACUUGAUAUUGCCCACAGUACUGAUCUCAUUUCUUUGCGUGUUGGUGUUCUACUUGCCGGCCGAAGCCGGCGAAAAAGUCACUUUAGGAAUUAGUAUUUUACUGUCACUGGUUGUCUUCCUGUUGCUGGUAUCGAAAAUACUUCCGCCGACUUCGCUCGUACUACCGCUAAUCGCCAAAUACCUGCUAUUCACAUUCAUCAUGAACACCGUCAGUAUAUUGGUGACGGUCAUUAUAAUCAACUGGAAUUUCAGGGGUCCGCGAACGCAUCGAAUGCCGCCGUGGAUCCGGACCAUCUUCCUAUACUAUUUGCCUAUCGCGUUAUUCAUGAAAAGGCCCAAGAAGACCAGGCUUCGUUGGAUGAUGGAGAUGCCCGGUAUGAGCGGACCGCCUCAUCCGACGUACGCGUCGCCCGCCGAAUUACCAAAACACAUAAUACCCGCCGUGCCGUCGACUACCAAAAACAAAAUGGACGUCAUGGAGCUGUCCGAUUUACACCAUCCUAACUGUAAAAUCAAUCGCAAAGCUAGUACCGAACGAAGGGAAAGCGAAAGCUCCGACUCGCUGUUGCUGUCUCCCGAAGCUUCCAAGGCCACCGAAGCCGUCGAAUUCAUCGCCGAGCAUCUCAGAAACGAAGAUCAAUACAUACAGAUACGGGAAGACUGGAAAUACGUUGCUAUGGUAAUAGAUAGAUUGCAAUUAUACCUAUUUUUCAUUGUAACCACGGCUGGUACGAUUGGUAUUUUAAUGGAUGCGCCUCACAUAUUCGAAUACGUAGAUCAAGAUAAAAUCAUUGAGGUGUACCGCGGCAAAUAAACGCGCCGCCAUUUAUUAUUUUAUACCUAAAAAUACUGCUCAAAUUAUGAAUUAUUAGCUUUUAUUAUUAACAAAUUUGACUUUUCCAAAAAAAAAAAAAAUUAAACCUGUACAUAAGGCUAAAUUACAUACAAAUAGAUACCACGAAUAUACGUCUUACACUGUGUCGUCUAAGUAUACCUAUACCUACUCUACCAAUAAUUUAAGAAGCUAGACUUCGUUGGUAGGUCUAGGUAUAUAAACUUCCGCAUAGUGUACGGUAUACAAUAAAGUUUUUAAUAGGUACCUGUCUGUUUCUAUCACAAAUUAAUAAUUUUUUUCCAUCUAUCCGUAAAAAUUUUUGUGUAAAUAUGUAAACAAGCGCACGCACAUUACAUCCUUUCCCUUUUACCAUGGUACAUAGGUGUUGUUGUUUACCUAUCCUAUGGGUUUAUACGAAUUAAAAAAAUUCCACGUCCCGAUCCUAGCCAAGCCAAUCCAAUCCCAUUUUAAUCGAAUCAGGUCGCACAAUGUGCCCGCCAAAAAAAAACCACAAUACCUUACCUAUGGAGAGCUCGAUGCACCAAGUCGUCGAAUCAACUCGUUCGUAUUUAUUUUUUCUCAAUGAUUAGGUGUAAGUAAUCUCGAGGCGCCAAAAAAAAGAAAAGGAAAAAAAUACCAUUUUAUUGUAUGUUUCGAAUCGUACCUAUCUCGACCUCGAGACACUCUAUACAGAUACAGAUUCGCUCACUUUGUGCAUUUAUCCUUCCAAAUGUGUCGAUACCUAUAAAUAAUAAUGUUUAUGUAGCAGGUGCUUUAGCGCUACGUUCAUUUUACACGUGUACGUACGAUUACGUUGAUAAGACGUUGGUGAUAAUAAUCGUCGAAUGUAUUCAUAUUUGAUAAUUUUUAAUUUUACACGUUUUAUAAUAAAAAAAUUUGAAAAAAAAACCUAGGUAGAGAUUCGAUAAAAAUAAUAUCGCGUAUUGUUGUAUGUUGUACUAUAGGUCCCUAUAUACUAUAAAUCAAUGAAACCUUAAUGAUACGUAUGUAUUUUUCAUUUUCAUUAUUGUUGUUGUUGUUGUUAUUAUUACGACGCUUAAAGCAUUUCCCAUUCCCAUUUUUCUCACUUUCAGGGGAUUCAUUCGAGGCAUUUUCGUCAUCGUGUUAAGGUUAAUUUAUAUUUGUUUUGUUUUUUGUUUUUCGUUUUUUUUUUCAUUUUUUUUUUUCGUUUUGUUUAUAAUCCUCUAGGAUCUUGUAGUAGCAAUUACAGGGUGUCGCAGAAAACGUUCGUCGGAUACAAGAAGCGAAAAACUCUGGUCGAAUAGAUUGCCUAUCUUGAAAUUUUGAAGGAGCAAUGGUUUUGAAUAUUUUAAAAGCCUUUUCAUAUUUUUUUUUUUUUUUUUUUUUUGCUGUCAGUAUUCGAGAAGGAAACUUGAUGAAUGCCUAUGCCCAUCAUGUUCGGGAAUCAGACCCUAAAUCGGUUCCAAAAAAUUUGCUAAACUACAUAUAAAUCAUACCACCUUUUUUUUGGAAAUAAUUGAGACAAGUUUGUCCUCGUAAGCCAAACUUCAAGUUGAUAGAAAGUCAAUUCAACAGAACCUCCUCCCCUUCCCCUUCUAUUAUAUUUUUGGAGAGAAUUAGCAAAAACGAGGAAAACAUUGCACAAAACAUUUUGAAGAGGGAAGAAUCUUCGCAGUUUUGAAAAAAAAACAGGACUUUUUGGAAGCUUUGGUUAAAAAAAACUUUGUUUGUAACUUCACCAAAAAAUUGGACUUUUUUCACGAACAACUGUGAAAAAGCAGGAAUCUAGGUAUAUGUAUAUCUCGUAUACUAAAAUUGAGUCGGUUUUUUUGUGACAGCGAGAUCUCCGCAACAGCUGAACCGAUUUUGAUGAACGACAUCUCGAUAGAAAGAGGCUAAAGUGUAGAUUUACAGGUUUAUGUUGAAAGUUCAAAAAGUUGCACUGAAAGCUCAAAAUUGAUUAUACCGCGUUUGAUGGGCACACAAAAGUGCCUACAUUGUACCUUGAAUAAUCUCCCCGAAAAAACAAUUUUUGACCGAAAAAAUUUUCAAAAGUUGAUGGUAAAAGCUCACCAAAAGCUCCAAACAUGAUGAAAGAAAAGCUCAAAAUUGAUUACGCCAUGUUAAAUGGGUACACAAAAGUACCUACAUUGUAUGUACCUUGAAAGAUCUCCCUGAAAAAACAAUUUUUGAUGGAAAAAAGUUUCAAAAGUUGAAGGUAAACGCUCUGCAAAAGCUCAAAACUUGAUAAUAUGCAACGUACAAUGAAGCACAUAAGUUAUAUUGUACCAUGAAAUAGCUUCACAAAAAGACAAUUCUUGGUAAAAACAAAUUUUGAAAAUUUUCUCUGAAAGUUCAUAAAGUUCAAAAAAAGCUCAACUGAAAGCUCAAAAAAGUCGUUUUAAGUCGUUUUUUUUCGAAUGGCUGAACCAAUUUCGAUGAACAACAUCUCGAUAAAAAAUAAAAUCACCAAGCAAAGUUUGAAAUUUUUCUCUGAAAUUUCAAAAAAGCUCAACUGAAAGCUCAAAAAAACUCAAAAAGUCGUUUUAAAAGUCGUUUUUUUCUAAUAUUCUGUACCCUGAAAUAGCUUCACAAAAUGCAAUUCUUAGAGAAAACUAAUUUUGAAAAUUCUCUCUGGAAGUUUAAAAAGUUUAGAAAAGCUCAACUGAAAGCUCAAAAAAUCUCAAAAAAGUCGUUUUGAAAGUCGUUUUUUUCGAAUGGCUGAACCAAUUUCGAUGAACAAGAUCUCGAUAGAAAGGAAAAUCACCAAACAAAGUUUGAACAUUUUCUCUGAAAUUUCAAAAAAGCUCAACUGAAAGCUCAAAAAAACUCAAAAAGUCGUUUUAAAAGUCGUUUUUUUCUAAUAUGUUGUACCUUGAAAUAACUUUACAAAAAGACAAUUCUUGGUGAAAACAAAUUUCAAAAAUUUUCUCUGAAAGUUCAAAAAGUUCAAAAAAGCUCAACUGAAAGCUCAAAAAAGCUUAAAAUAGUCGUUUUAAAAGUCGUUUUUUUUCGAAUGGCUGAACCAAUACCGAUGAACAACAUCUCGAUAAAAAAUAAAAUCACCAAGCAAAGUUUGAAAAUUUUCUCUGAAAUUUCAAAAAAGCUCAACUGAAAGCUCAAAAAAACUCAAAAAGUCGUUUCAAAAGUCGUUUUUUUCCAGUAUUUUGUACCUUGAAAUAGCUUCACAAAAUACAAUUCUUGGAGAAAACUAAUUAUGAAAAUUCUCUCUGGAAGUUUAAAAAGUUCAAAAAAGCUCAACUGAAAGCUCAAAAAAUCUCAAAAAAGUCGUUUUGAAAGUCGUUUUUUUCGAAUGGCUGAACCAAUUUCGAUUAACAACAUCUCGAUAAAAAAGAAAAUCACCAAGCAAAGUUUGAAAUUUUUCUCUGAAAUUUCAAAAAAGCUCAACUGAAAGCUCAAAAAAACUCAAAAAGUCGUUUUAAAAGUCGUUUUUUUUUCUAAUAUUUUGUACCUUGAAAUAGCAUUACAAAAUACAAUUCUUGGAGAAAACCAAUUUUGAAAAUUCUCUCUGAAAGUUUAAAAAGUUCAAAAAAGCUUAACUAAAAGCUCAAAAAAUCUCAAAAAAGUCGUUUUAAAAGUCGUUUUUUUUGAAUGGCUGAACCAAUUUCGAUGAACAACAUCUCGAUAGAAAGGAGAAUCACCAAACAAAGUUUGAACAUUUUCUCUGAAAUUAAAAGCUCAACUGAAAGCUCAAAAAAACUCAAAAAGUCGUUUUUUUCUAAUAUUUUGUACCUUGAAAUAGCUUUACAAAAAGACAAUUCUUGGUGAAAACAAAUUUUAAAAAUUUUCUCUGAAAGUUCAAAAAGUUCAAAAAAACUUGACUGAAAGCUCAAAAAAUUUCAAAAGAGUCGUUUUAAAAGUUGUUUUUUGCGAAUGGCUGAACCAAUUUCGAUGAACAACAUCUCCAUAGAAAGGAGAAUCACCAAACAAAGUUUGAACAUUUUCACUGAAAUUUCAAAAAAGCUCAACUGAAAGCUCAAAAAAACUCAAAAAAGUCGUUUUAAAAGUCGUUUUUUUCUAAUAUUUUGUACUUUGAAAUAGCUUUACAAAAAGACAAUUCUUGGUGAAAACAAAUUUUGAAAAUUUUAUCUAAAAGUUUAAAAAGUUCAAAAAACUAAAAAGCUUAACUGAAAGCUCAAAAAAUCUCAAAAAAGUCGUUUUGAAAGUCGUUUUGAAAGUCGUUUUUUUCGAAUGGCUGAACCAAUUUCGAUGAACAACAUCUCGAUAGAAAGGAAAAUCACCAAACAAAGUUUGAACAUUUUCUCUGAAAUUUCAAAAAAGCUCAACUGAAAGCUCAAAAAAACUCAAAAAGUCGUUUUAAAAGUCGUUUUUUUCUAAUAUUUUGUACCUUGAAAUAGCUUUACAAAAAGACAAUUCUUGGUGAAAACCAAUUUUGAAAAUUCUCUCUGAAAGUUUAAAAAGUUCAAAAAAACUUGAAUAAAAGCUCAAAAAAUCUCAAAAAAGUCGUUUUAAAAGUCGUUUUUUUCGAAUGGCUGAACCAAUUUCGAUGAACAACAUCUCGAUAGAAAGGAGAAUCACCAAACAAAGUUUGAACAUUUUCUCUGAAAUUUCAAAAAAGCUCAACUGAAAGCUCAAAAAAACUCAAAAAGUCGUUUUAAAAGUCGUUUUUUUUCUAAUAUUUUGUACCUUGAAAUAGCUUUACAAGAAGACAAUUCUUGGUGAAAACAAAUUUUAAAAAUUUUCUCUGAAAGUUCAAAAAGUUCAAAAAAACUUAACUGAAAGCUCAAAAAAUUUCAAAAGAGUCGUUUUAAAAGUCGUUUUUUUCGAAUGGCUGAACCGAUUCUGAUGAACGACAUCUCGAUAGAAAGGAAAAAAUCACCAAACAAAAUUUGAAAAUUUUCUCUGAAAUUUCAAAACAGCUCAACUGAAAACUCGAAAAAAACUCAAAAAGUCAUUUUAAAAAUCGUUUUUUUUUCUAAUGGCUGAACCGAUUUCGAAGAACGACAUCUCGAUAGAAAGGGAUUAACGUGUAGAUGUGCACUGUGCAGGGUUAAAUUUGCACUCCAAAUUCAAAAAAGCUCAACUGAGAGAUCAAAAUAGGUCGAAACCGCAACAUUAUUAGGUUCACAGUGAGAUCUCGACAACUGAUGAAUCGAUUUUGAUGAAUUGUGCAGGUUUACGUUGAAAUUUCAUAAAAAUGUACAUUACAAUCUCAUACUAACAUUAGACAGACGAAUGCAUUUGAAAGCUCAAAAUCUCAAAAAAGCUCAAAUCGAAUUCAAAGGUACCUUUUGCUCUUCUUUUUUGGUGAUCAGCAUUACGAUGAUAUCACAGUUGAUGAGACAUUCAAAAUAUAGUAUUUUCAACAUUUAUAUUUUCAUUUUCUAGUUUUGACUAAAAUCAUUCUUCAACUGAAGAAUGGGGCCUCAAAAUUUGUUGAAAAAAUUUGACUAUUUCUAAAGAAAAACGAAAAAAAAAAUCAAAAUUCUAAGAAGAGUGGAAGAUGUUGAAUUGAAAUUUUAAAAGUUCGAUUAAAAAAUAAAAAAACAAAGACUUUUUGACAGUUUGGCGAAAAAGCAUAAAAAAUCUGUGUAAUUUUAUAAAAAAAAAAAAAAAAAACAGGCUUUUUUGGAAGCUUUGGUAAAUAUGUAGCUGUACUUCUGACAGGAAAUUGUUUCGAAUAUUUCAAUUGCAAAAGUGGGACAAAUCGAAUGAAAAAUUUCAUCGUUUGAUUACGAACAAAUCAAAAUAAUUUUUUGGCCAAUUUUUGUACAAAAAAUAAAGAAAACAACCCUUUUUUGGAAUGGAAAAAAGUCAGUACUUUUUUUAGGGGGGGGGGGAUUUUUGCCAAAUGUCAGAACUUUUGACAGACAAUUUUCGGGGACGUCAGGAAAGGAGGAGGGGGGCGUUUAAGUCCAGAAAAAUUAAGGCGAAGUAAGAGAUCGAGAUGAAAAAUUUUAUUUGAUUGAAAAUAAUGGAAUGAAGAUGGACAUUUAGGCAGCUUUGACAAACAAAUUAGAAUCUUUUAGGUAUAACUUCAAAGACAAAUCAGCACCUUUUAGCAAAUUUAAGCAAAAAAAUUGAAAACUUUUCUGGAAUUUUGCCAAAAAGGCGAGACUUUUAGGAAAUUUUGGGGAAAAAACCAGAAUAAUUCAGUAAGAAAUUUAUACAGCAUUUUCAAGGCGAAAAGGUGUACAGCUGGAAACUUUAAGUAAAGCAGAAAAAAUUGAGGAAAAUUGUAAAAAUUGUGACAAAAGAAAACAAUGAAACGAAAAUGUCAACUUUUGAUUGAAAAAUUGGAAAAAAAAUACUUAAGAAACAGAAUUUUUUGACAGUUUUGACAAAAAAAUCGACAUUUUUUCUUUAAAAAAAAAUUGUUAACAUUUUUUUCAAAUUAAUAAAUUGAGAGGAGGGAAAAGAGGUGUAGUCAGAAAAAUUCGAGACAAAAUUUUUCCAUUUUCAAAGAAAAACAAAACUUUGUACAGCAAGGAAAAAAUACCGGAAAUUUUUAAUGUUUGAUUGAAAAAAAUGAAAAAAGAAAUCACAGCUUAAAAAAUCGAGAAAUCUGACUGAAAAAAAACCUGGAAUUUUGGAUAUUUUGCCAAAAAGAUAACCUAUGACUUUUUGGCAAUUUCGGUAAAGAGUAGUACUUUUGAAUUUUGGCUCAAAUGAUUUCUAUUGAAGGGGGGGGGGGUGUCAAAUUUUAUACGUAGAAAUUUUCGUUUUCAAACAAAUGAAAAUUCAAAUAAGGAAAGAAAGUGAAUGGAAAUUUCAGAGUUGGAUUGAAAAAAAUGGAUCCAAGAUUCACACAGUGUACAAAAUCCUCAACACCCCAGCUCCUUCAAUUUUCACGACAGACGUUCUAUUUAUAUACGAAAUGGUUUAUCUUCCAAAAAUCUGAAUCUUACAUUAGCAGACAUUCGAUAAGACAUUACUAUACGUGAAAGAAAAAAACGUACGCAGAAGGCUUCCAAAAAAAAACAACAAAAAAAUGGGGCAACCUGAAAUUAGAAUUUUAAUCAUGUUGUAGUAUCGUUGUUUAAUAUGUUUAUCCUAUAAAAAUAGCGAAUUUCAUAAUUCUCGUAAUUCAACCUAAAAGACUGUUCACAUUUACACAGGGUGUAUCGUAAAUCGGUUGCAGUUCAUUGUCUUCCAAAUAAUUUUGAAAGCAGCCAGUCGCUCCCAAAUAGCACACCUGUGAAUAUAAUAAUUACGUGCUAUUUGAGCAGCUGCAUCAUCGUUGAUUAAAAAUGAACUGCAAGCGAAUUUUUUUUCUCUACGCGAAUUCAAAAAGGUUGAAAAGUCUCUAUAAUACAUUUAUGUAUUUCUCUUCCUACAGAAUUUAAAACUAAAAAUAAAAAUUGAAAAAAUAGGGGGAUCGAUGGGUCUCCUGUUAGCCUUAUGAAAUAAUCAGAACUGAAAAACGUAGAUUUUCCCUCGAAAAUGAUGCAAAAAAUCAAUACCACUAUAGCUAAAAAUACGGUGAAAAAUUUCACCACGAAGAUAAUCCAAUCGGCCGGGAAAGCAUCGACGACAUAGCAGUUUCGAAAAAAAAAAAAAAACCAUGACGUCAGAUUAUAAAAGUACGACAUACUGACACAAGAUCCUGUCAUAAUACACUCGUUGAAGAAAAUUCCAAUACUACAUCUACGAUAUCGAUAACGUGAAUAUCGAAUACCUAUUCUUAAACACAUACUAUCUCGAGUAGUUCAAUUGCAGCGAGGGUACUUACCUAUACUUAUAAGUUGACUGUGACGUGCCGCUCAUCCACUUCAACCGAAGGCAAAUUCAUUUCGCGAAAAUCUUCCUAUAUAAUGUACUCUUCUUGUAGUAUUAUGUACGCGUCUAUCCGAGUUCUUUUUCAUCGCCUAUACACGGUAUAACAAAAUUUUAUGAAAAUUUUUUUAAAACCAAAAACACUGUUAUAUGAUCGUUUUUUUUUUUAGAUUGAAUUUUUUCACAGUUUUACAUUAUUGAAAAACGUGUGUACGAUGUACGACUCUAUAGCAGUUAUUGUUAUCAUUAAAAUUAGCGUUUAAUAUUUAUAUAUGUACCUAUGAUUAUUGUUACGUUAUGAUUAUUUUUAAUUUCCUUCUUUUUUUUUUCUUUUUUUUUUUUUAAUUCUAUGUUUAUUGUCGAAUUAUAAAAAAAAAAAUACGUAUAGAUAAUACAUAGUUAUUUGUACCUAUUUGAAAUGCGCUUAACAAAUCGGUGCUCACUUAUUAAAUAAGGAAGGAAAGUACAGCGUAUUUGGCAGAGUCAUCAACUCAUCAGAGUGUUUUUGCAGAUAAACCUUCUCCUCAGUGGUACAAAUAGAAUUUAUUCGACGUUUAUGAAUUCUACAUAGCCGAAUACGCUGUACUCUCUUAUUUUACACCAACGUAUCUAGGUAACCAUAAUUAAAUUUAAUGACCGAUUUAUGACAACAUUAGGAAAAAAAAACUGCUCGAGCGCACCUUUCCGAAUUUUUCAAUGGCCAUCGUCGCCAGUUAUUUCGAAAGUUACUUAAGAAAAACCAUUUCGUUAUUUUUUUGGUUUCGAAGAUUAAAACUAUAAAAGCGGCUGCUGCGCAAAAUUACUCGUUAUUAUUUGAAAAAAAAAGGGAUCUUUCAUGAAAAUCCAGCUGUAACAAGGUGUCUAAACAGGACUAUGACAGAACUGUUGACAGGGAAAUUUUUUCCAUUUUUUGGGAGGGGGAGGGGUGAAAAUAGGAUUGUGAUGAUCGAAAUUCAUUUGAGACAACAGUAUUUUUUCAUUUUCAUUUUUAACGAGAUAGAAAUACAAAAAAUUAAAAUUCUGAAAAAGGAUAAAUUUUGAAUUCCAAGACGUGAAAAAAAAAAGGGAAAAUGGCGGGGAUUUUGUUCAAGGUUGGUCAAAAAAACAGUUUGUCAAAAAUCAAAACAAUAAAUUCUGAACUUCGAAUGAAAAAAAUGGGGGGAAAAUUCAGGAUUUUUUUGCAAUUUGGACAAAAAACUAAAAAUUAUUUGCAAUUUUGACCAAAAAAAAAAUGAGGACCUUUUUUGAAGCAAGUUUCACAGAAAAAAACUGGACUUUCCGGCUUGCCACAAACACAGUUUUUCUUGCAAUUAUUAUGGCCAAAAAAAAUGGGACUUUUAUUUCUGCUUUGACAAAAAAACAAGACUUAUUUUCCCUAUUUUGAUUUUUUUUUAAAGCAAGACCUUUUUUUUUCUAAGUUUAUCAAGACCAUGACUUUUUUGCAAUUUUGAGAAAAAUGUGACAUUUUGACAAUUUAAUGGAUAAAAAACUGAGAAUUUUUGUCAAUUUUUUCAAAAAUGUGAUUUAUUGAUAGAUAUUUUAUGAAAAACCAGAACGCUUUACGUAAAUUUGGACAAAAAAAAAAAACUUGGCUUUUUUGCAGUCUUAUUAACACAUGGAUUUUUUUUUUAAUUUAAAAAAAAUGCAAAAUUGACUUUUUAUGCCAAUUUUGAAAAUGAAUUGGAACCUUUUUUCUUGCAAUUCCAAUUUUUAAAAAGUAAGAUUUUUUCAAUUACAAUAUUUUGCUAUAGACGAUUUUUGCAAUUUUUACCAGAAACCUCGACUUUUUUUCACCAAUUUUAAUUCUCAAAGGGGGAUAGAAAAAAUUUUGAGAAGUUCAAAAUUCUGAAAGAUGAUGCAAAGUAAAUGGAAUUUUUGAAGCUUCUUUUGAAAAAAUGAAAAAAGAACUUUAUGAGCGAAUUUGGUAAAAAUUAGGACUUUUAGUGCAAUUUUGAGGAAAAAAAAACAAAAAAAAUUGCUUAAAAUUUCAACAAACGAGGAUUUUUUGCAAUGUUGGUAAAAAGCAGGUCUUUAUUCUUUUGUAUUCCAAGACGUAAAAAAAAUAGGAAAAUGGCGGGAAUUUUUUUCAAGGUUGGUUAAAAAAGAACAGUUUGCCAAAAAUCAAAACAAAUUCUAAACGAAAAAUUUUGAACUUCAAAAUAUGAAAAAAAUGGGGAAAAAAUUCAGGAGUUUUUUGCAAUUUGGACAAAAAACUAAGAACUAUUUGCAAUUUUGACAAAAAAAUAUGGAUUUUUUAAAAGCAAGUUUGACAGAAAAAACUGGACUUUCCGGCUUACCACAAAUACGAUUUUUCUUACAAUUAUGGUCAAAAAAUGGGACUUUUAUUUCUACUUUGACAAACAAACAAGACUUUUAUUUUCCCUAUUUUGGUUUUUUUUUUUCAAAGCAAGACCUUUUUUUUUGUAAGUUCAUUAAUAACACGGCUUUUUUGCAAUUUUGAAAAAAAAUGUGACAUUUUGACAAUUUGAUGGAUAAAAAACUGAGAAUUUUCGUCAAUUUUUUCAAAAAAAAUAAGUAAUUGUGUCAAAAAUAUGAUUUAUUGAUUUUUUAAGAAAAAAACCUUUUACGUAAAUUUUAACAAAAAAAUGACCUUUUAACAAUUUUAUUACGAACCUGAUCUUUUUCGAAAUUUAAUUUAAAAAUCUGCAAUAUUUUUGCAAUUUUAACCAAAAAUUGACUUCUUUUGCCAAUUUUAAAAAUAAAUUAGAACCUUUUUUUGCUUCCAAUUUUUAAAAAAUAAGAUUUUUUCAAUUACAACAAAAAAAACUUUUAUGGUAUUUUGACAAAAAUAUGUGAUUUUUUUUUUUUGCUAUUUUGACCAAAAAAAUGUACUUCUUACAAUUUUAUUACAAACAUAAUCCUUCGAAAUUUAGACAAUUUCUGCAAAUUUUUACCAAAAACCUCGACUUUGUUUUAACCAAUUUAAAUUCUCAAAGGGGGAUUGAAAAAAUUUUGAGAAGUUCAAAAUUCUGAAAGAUGAUGCAAAGUGAAUGGAAUUUAUUUUCGGAGCUUGAAAAAAUGAAAAUAUGACUUUCUCUGCAAAUUUUGUUAAAAAUAGGACUUUUAGUGCAAUUUUUAUAGAAAAAAAAAAUUCUUAAAAUUUCAACAAACGAGGACUUUUUGCAAUGUUAGUAAAAAGCAGGUCUUUUCUUCAAAAAAUUUCGCACUUAAUGGAAAUUCUAGCAAAACAGGAUAGUUUUUGUCGAGAAAUUUUUUCAAAUGUUUUAUUUAAAAAAAUAAAAAAAUGAAAAUUUCAAAAUAAGAAGAGAAUAUUAUUGGAAUUUGGCAAAAAUCAGCAUAAAGUCAGGAUUCAGGACUGUUGAGACACCUUGUGCACUGGUUUUCAGAAUGAAAUGUACGAGAUCGCAUCUCUCAGUCAUUCUCAUUUAAACGAAUGUUGUUUUCGAUCUAGAUAAACAUACAGAAAAAAAAUUAAGUACAAGGGAAACGCAACAAAAAAUUUAAAAAAUGUAAAUCGGACGACUUUCGAGAACAUCAGUUUCAAAAACACGAUAAUACUAUUUAAUUUUGUGCAAAAAAAAAAUUGGACAAUCAAUGAUGGAAAAGAAAUCAUGCAAUAAUUUUUAUAAAAUAUUUUGUACGAGAUUUUUUUUUUAGAAUAUAAAAUGGAAACCACGGUUACUUGUACAUUUUGAAAAAAUUAGCGACGAUGUGUGAUAUCUAAAAAAACGAGAGGUAAAAAAAAAAAAUCAACCGCUAUAUCGAAUCGUAUUCUUAGAAAGCUCGUUUGAAUUAUUAACUAUAAGGCGCAACGAUAAUUACUAAUUCAAUUCGUACAACGAAAUAAACCGAUUUUCAUUAAUUUGAACGAGAAAAAAAAAUCAUGGAAAGUGCUUUUCCAGUCGUCAUGUGAUACUCGCUUAAAUAUAAUAAUAUUUUUAAAGAGUAGUCUAUCUAUAUAAUGCGUUUAUUUAAUAAUGUUUUUUUUUUCUCUUUAAAGUUUCUGUUAUUGCUAUAAUAAUUAAGGGGAAAAAAUGAAAUUAAAAUCGAUAGAUGAUAAAAAAAAUUAUCCGCGUAAUUCUCGGAUUAUAUAUAUAUUUUUUUGAGCUACUAAACAAAAAAAAAGUAAUAAUAAUUUGUUUUCGUGGUAACGAGCGAAAAAAAAAAUACUAAACCGCGUAAGUAUAAUAUAACAAAACCGUGUUAUUUUUUUAAGGUAAAAAAAAAAUCGUACGUAUAUAAAUUUAUAUUUGGACCAACCAAUCAACGUAUACAAGUAUCGAUUGCCCAACAUCAUUGUCUUCGAGUAGUUCGUUUUUAAAUUUUAGCCUAAUUCGUUAAGUAUUUUGUUUGAAAGCUUCGUUACAAUAGACCAAGCCGCUGCGCUGGUCUAUUUGAUAAAUGAUAAGUAUUUCUCAAAGAAUAAAAAAAGCAAAAAAAAAAAACCGUAGUCUUGAUAGGUAUUUAUAUAACUCGAUUUUUUCACGUUUCUCAACGAAUUGCGGCUUUUCACUUUUAUAUCUCAUCGAUGAGGCAAAAUGGUUUGAUACGAAAUAACCGAUCAGCCUGUUUUCUACACUGUCGGAGGUAUUUUUACGUUAUUUCAUUUUAAUAAAUAAUAAUUUAUAAUACCGAGUCAACCGAAUGUGAGAUGUUUUCUCGAAUGUUUGUUAUUUUUACAUACUAUUAUACAAGUGACCAGCGUUAAAAAAUUUUUUCUUUUCGAAAUAUCAAAUCGAAAUCGGCGUAUAGCUUACGAACACGUUUGCAAUUGACAAAAAAUAAAUAAAAUAAAAUAAAAAGAAAAAAAAUCGGCGGCGUUUUCAUUACCUAUUAAUAUUGUUUAGAUAUAUCAUCAUCGUAAACGUUAAUGUAUAAUUUAUUUUAUUAAUUAUUAUUAUUACUAUUAUUAUCGUUGUUGUUGUUAUUAUCACCAUUAGGUACUUAACUUUAUAGCGUUGUUAUCGCGUUGCAUAAAAAAUUUUUAUAUUAUGUAUCUACUAUUGAUUUUUGUACGAAACGAAAUAAAACAUCUGACACGUUA
This is a messenger RNA of Planococcus citri (citrus mealybug), 14946 nucleotides long. RefSeq names its product nicotinic acetylcholine receptor beta1 (gene nAChRbeta1). The coding region runs from base 633 to 2159 and encodes 508 amino acids. Gene Ontology annotation, cellular component: neuron projection; synapse; postsynaptic membrane. Gene Ontology annotation, molecular function: acetylcholine-gated monoatomic cation-selective channel activity; transmembrane signaling receptor activity. Lineage: Eukaryota; Metazoa; Arthropoda; Insecta; Hemiptera; Pseudococcidae. The record is from RefSeq and is a predicted model, not a curated record. Gene Ontology annotation, biological process: monoatomic ion transmembrane transport; chemical synaptic transmission; nervous system process. The transcript is spliced from 8 exons.